Molecule: messenger RNA, 600 nt
Organism: Strongylus vulgaris
Lineage: Eukaryota; Metazoa; Nematoda; Chromadorea; Rhabditida; Strongylidae
Source: the annotation of a GenBank genome assembly
AUGUAUUGGUUCCUCUGUUUUGUGAUUUUUACAAGAUAUGGAAAAGUUGACGCCAAUUUUGGAUUCUGGCAGAUAUACGGGACAACCGCUACUCCUCAAACACCUCGAACAAAGCCGCCGAUAACUCUUCCACUUACAUCAAUGCCCCCUCAACAAACUCAGUUACCUGUCACUCGUGAUUUACCAUAUUCGGUUGAUAACCCAGUAGGAACACAUGACGAAUCAGACAAAUGUAUUUGCAUCUGUGAACCUACGGCCAGCACAUCACGAAAUACGCCAGCGUCGUCUUCCACUGCGACAAAUGCUGCUUCGCCGAGUUCAGCUGCAACUCCUCCCAUAGACACCACGAAUGGGCCACCUACAACCAUCGGAGUCCCUACAGGAGAAACUCUGUCUUCUGGAUCACCGGCAUCGAUCACAAUUCCUCCAGGAACUAUUGUUGUAGAUGGUUCGCUCACGGGUACACCAACGGUAACUACAAUCCCCCCAGAAGGUCCUUCAACGGUUGGUCCAACGGCUACAACUACAAUUCCUACAGAAGGUGCGUCUACCAACCCUCCAGGAGGUAACUGUUCAAAUUUAAUCUCACCACUACAAUAG